Aureococcus anophagefferens is the source of this 3082-nucleotide messenger RNA. RefSeq lists its product as hypothetical. Lineage: Eukaryota; Pelagophyceae; Pelagomonadales; Pelagomonadaceae. The record is from RefSeq and is a predicted model, not a curated record. The transcript has 2 exons. Bases 1 to 3075 code for a protein of 1024 amino acids. Gene Ontology annotation, molecular function: glycosyltransferase activity.
AUGGCGUCGAUGAGGUCCAUGCGACUCCACCUUGGGCUCUGGCUGCUGGCCGUGGCGGCGCGGUGCGAGAGCAACCACAGCGUCAUCGUCGUCGCCGGCUUCAGCCACACGGGCACGCACCUCGUGUCUCACGCUCUGGAGGCGCUGGGCCUGGGGUCCCAGGUGCGCGCGUCGCACGCGCCGACCAUGGACUGGGCGCAGUUCGAGACCGUCGACGCCGCGCGGAGCGCGCGCCCCGUGUCCUGCGCGUCGUCGCUCGUCAUCUACCCGGGCUUCGAGGCGCUCUUCGACGACGUCGUGGCCAUCCUGGACCACGACUGGCGCUUCGGCGGCGAGCUCCGCGAGUUCCUGCCGGAGGUCUUCAUCGUGGACCGGUUCCUCCGGCACCCGUGCCGCGCGCCGUUCGCGCCCGGGGCGCCCGGCGAGGCGGCGCGGAGCCGCGGCGCCAUCGACGGGCCGCCGCGGCUCUACUUCGUGCCCGUGCCCUGGCGCGCGCUGAGCAUCCUCGCCGUCGGCCCGGGCAUCGGAGACAUGCCGCCCGGCACGGUCCGCGAGUCGCUCUGGGCCCGCGCCGACGCGCUCUUCCGGUCCCAGGUGCUCGCCCACGCCUACUUUGACGCGGACCGGGACCAGCACGUCGUGCUCCACACGUCGACGUCCGCGCCCGUCACGGUCUGGCGCGACCACGCGCCGCUCAUGGUCGACCGGCGCGUGCUCCUGCCGCACCUCGAGGGCUUCCUCGGCGACAUGCGCAAGGGCGUCGUCGACGUGGGCCCGCGCACGGUCGUCGUGCCCUACUUCGUGGAGCCCAACGGCCUCCUCGACGCCGCGCUCGCGGAUGGCGGCCCCGCGCCGCGGUCGCUCGUCUUCCUCCGCGCGUCGGCCCAGAAGGGCGCCAAGGACCGGGCCAUCUUGGCCCCGGCGUUCCGGGACGUCCCGGACGCCGAUGUCGUCGUCGUCGAGCGCCACGAGGACAAGCAGGCGUACGAGGAGACGCUGCGGACGUACGUCGACACGAUGCGCCGCAUGCGCAACGCGACGUUCUGCCUCGUCCCCGCGGGCUACACGAGCUCGAGCCGGCGCUUCUACGAGAGCCUCGCCGCGGGCUGCGUGCCCGUGAUCCUGAGCCGCCACUUCCCGCUGCCCUUCGGGCCGUCGUCGGGCGCGCGGAGACCCGCGCCGUGGGGCGACGCGGUGCUGCGCUACGCGGCGCACAAGGUCGGGGAGCUGCCCGCGUUCCUGCGCGCCCUGAGCGGCGCGCGCGUCGCGGCGAUGCGGCGCGCGGGCGCCGCGGCGCUCGCGCGCGUAUCCUACGGCAACGAGGCCGGCGAGGGCGCGACGGCCGCGCUCUUCGACCAGCUCACGCACCUCGUCGCGCCGACGACGAGCCAGCGGCUCCUGCCCCGGGACUGGCCCGCGGCGGGCUCCUACCUCGCGUCCUGCGACGGCGCGGGCCCCGCGUCCUGCGAAGCGGACAAGCGGACGUGCCUCGGCGCGGGCGGCGGCCGCCUCGCGCUCCUCGCGCCCGGCAAGUUCGGCCGCGCCGUCGACGCCGCGACGACGGUCGUCGAGGACGUCGAGCCGCGCGCGCCGCCGGGCCCGCGCCACGCCAUCGGCGAGAAGGCGACGGCCCUCGCGGGGAGCCCGCGGAGCCUCAUGGGCUUCGCGGCCGCGCUCGCGGAGCUCGACGCCGCGGGCGCGCCCUGGGUCGCCGUCGACGCGUCCGACGCGGGCUGCGACGCGGCGCGGCCGGCGGGGCCCGUCGCCCUCGGCGACCGGCGCCUGCUCCUGCGGCGGGGCCCGGGGUCUUUCGCCGCGUCGCCGCUCGCCGCGGCGUGGGCGGCGCGGUGCCUCCCCGCGGGCCUCGUCGGCGCGGGCUGGCCCGCGGUCGACUUCUCCCUCGUCGUCGGCGCGCCGCGGGCCCUCGAGCGGCUCUUCGCCAAGGCCGCGGUGCUCGCGGGCACCGCGGCCGACGCGGACUGCGGCAAGAAGCCGCCGCGGGACCUCUACCUCGCCGCGGCGGCGGCCGCGCUCAACGCGUCCCACCCCGGCGCCGUCGGCUUUUUGGCCCACGACGAUGGCGGUCAUCCGCUACACCCCCCUGCUUUGGCAGCGACGCUCGCCGCAUCGUCGGCAACGAACGCGACGAACGCGCUCGUCGUCGUCUGCUUCGCCGAUCCGGCCAUCUCGACGAAGCGCCACAGCGUCGCGUCGCACGUGAAGGGCUGCCAGAUCACGGUCGCCUCCUUCCGCCUGGCGAACCCGGCGGAUCUGAUUUAUGUGAUCACGCCGCGCGACGACAUGGUCGACCCCGUGAUUCAGCGCAUCGCGGCGAAGGACGCCAGCUGGCGCAUCGUCGCCGUCGGCGACGGCCCGUUCGCCACUUCUUCGGGAGGAUCCGUGCCGCUCCGGGGGUCGGACGGCCGCUUCUCGGGCAACUGCCUGCGCCACGUCUGGUACGCGUCCGUGCUGCGGUCCAUGCCGGACAGCGUCGAGCACGUCAUGGUCGCCGACGGCUCCGACGUCUUCUUCCAGCGCGACCCGUUCGACCUGUCGCGCCGCUACGGCGCGGCGGAGCUCCUCUUCUUCGGCGACCGCGGCGACAGGUUCCCCGAGGGCGAGCGCUACUUCCGCCAGCGGCUCAACGAGUGCGCCGACGACGCGCGGAAGGCGCCCGCGCUGCUGGACGCAGUGCAGGACGCGUUCGGCGGCGUCUACGCGAACGGCGGCAUCUUCCUCGGCAGCCGACGAGCCGUGCUGAGCCUCGCCGAGGAGGUCGUGCGCUCCGCCGAGGCCUGCGGCUACUGGGAGUCGGACCAGGGGCUCGUCAACUACGCGCGGUACCUCGAGGCGGAGCGGCGGGGCCGCGACAAGGUCGUCUGCUUCCCGGACAUGACCCGCUCCGUGUCCAUGGGCCACUACGCCUGGCCGUCGCGCAACGCGAACGACGAGCUCACGAACGCGCACACGGGCGAGGUCCUCCACAUCGUCCACCAGUACUACACGCGCCAGCACAAGAACAACCUCCAGAUCUACUACGCCAAGGUCGCGCCCUGGCUGAGCGCAGUGGGGUAAGAUGUGC